GUUGUAUCGGAUGUCAUCAUUUUGGGCGCUUCACAACGGGCCGACCCGAGCUCGGCAUUUCAACUUCACCUCACCAACUGUCCGAGGAUGACGACGAGGGGAGGAUCACUAAUCCCAUCUUUCAUCUUAUAAUAAGCCAGAUCUGCGCUUUUAUAUUCAAGCAGAAAGUAUUCCUUUUUGAUCAAGUCUCCAUCAACGAACAUCACCAGAAUGACAUCAAGAAAGCCCGUCGCCUUGGUCGUUGGCGCUUCUCGGGGUAUUGGAAGGCAAAUUGCAGUGGACUUGGCGAAAGAUGGCUAUUCUGUUGUCGUGGCAGCAAAAACCACAUCCGACGCCUAUGAAACGGUUCCAUUUCCACCAGACCCAAAUUCACCCAAAUCGACUAUCAACACGGUCGAGCGUGAAAUCCGGGAAGCCGGAGGCCAUGCAACCGCCAUCUCCGUUGAUGUUAGAGAUGUCACCCAAAUAGAAAACAUGGUCAAAGAGGCCGUUUCUAUCUACGGAAGAUUAGACGUCCUGGUAUACAACUCCGGGGCGAUCUGGUGGUCUGCUGUCGAAACUACGCCAACGAAACGUUUCCAGCUUAUGCAAAAGGUGAACCCGGAGGGCUUGUAUGCCAGUGUGCAAGCUGUUUUGCCUGCUUUUGCGAAGAAUGGGUGGAAGGGUCGCAUUAUUGUUGUUUCUCCGCCUAUCUACUCCCGAUUCUUUCGUGGAAAGACGGCGUACGCCAUAGGCAAGGUUGGAAUGAGUGUCUUGACUCGUGGUCUGGCAAUGGACUUUGUGAGACAAGAUCGAAAGGACAUGGCCAUUACCAGCAUUUGGCCAGCAUCUGCCAUCCAGUCAGCUGCUACAGAAAUGAACCCUGCAAACGACUCUCGAACAAAGGCAGAUCUAAGAAAACCCACCAUCUUCUCCGACGCCAUUCUGGGGAUGCUCAAAGCACCCGCAGAGUCUGUAAAUGGACUUAUCGAACUAGACGAGGACUUUCUCCGUAAAUACUGCGGAGUCUCUGAUUUCUCCAAGUAUUCCAUCGUCCCUGGGUCGAGUCCCCGGCGGAUAAUGCCAAACGAAUUUCCAGUUUUGGAGGUAGCAGAGCAGGAUGAUGAGGGUGAUAGGAUGGAUAGUGCGAAGAACCGCCAGACUAAGCUGUAGAUGUCUACAUAAUAUUAUUCAGGUUUAUCUCAAUGAGUUCAGCAUCUCUCGCGAUAUUAU
Molecule: messenger RNA, 1212 nt
Organism: Aspergillus wentii DTO 134E9
Lineage: Eukaryota; Fungi; Ascomycota; Eurotiomycetes; Eurotiales; Aspergillaceae
Product: short chain dehydrogenase family protein
Exons: 5
Coding region: 211-1152 (313 amino acids)
Source: RefSeq, a predicted model, not a curated record